AUUUUCAGCAUGGUGGAUUAUGGGCGUGUGUUCAGCUACUGUCUAGAGCCUGAUGCCCCUCAGUCAUCCCCAGUUCGAUCACUGUGUAGUCUUCAUGCUCUUGGAAGAGUGGCUGUUGCUCUGUGUAAUGGACGCCUCUUCUUGUGUAGCUCUGAUGUUACACCAACAUCACCUGUGCUUGGAGAGGGAAGUUUUGUUAUGACUGAACUGGCUGGUUCUACACAAGAGAUUCACUGUCUUGCUGUUUCUCAAACUCAAACUACAUGGUCUUUAUGGUGUGGAGGAAGUGAGGGCACAAUGAGUGUAUUCUCUUUAAGAGAUGAUGGCUUAGUGUUGAGUCAGGAUGCUGUAUCACACUUUACUACUUCAACACCUCCACCAACCAGUGAUGCUUGUGAUGUCUUAAUUCUUCAUGCGCCGCAGAAUCUUUCAACAGUCUCGCCACAUCUAAGAAAUUCGAUCUGGUCAUAUGUCUAUCCUGGAUGUGUCGUGUACCAUUGGGAUGCUAAAGACCAAAAACUAGUGAAUCGUUUAGAUUGCUCCAAGCUGGUGCCAUGUUCUGAAAGUUUGCAAUCUAUUAGUAUUGAGGAACACUUGUCUCCAUCUCAUUGCCAAGUAAGUAUUAUGUACAGUACACAUGUCAGAAUGACAAACCUAGAAUUAUUGUUCAUAAUUCUGCAAUAUAUAAUAGUUUUAGAGCUUUACAGUAAACUUAACAGUCCAUAAUUUUUAUAUUCCUAAAAACAUCAGUGGAAGGUGAAGUAAAGAGAAUACGAAAAUCCUAAGAAAAAUAUGUCACAAGGCAUAUGAAGGUUCUUGGCUUACAAGAAUACAUAUACUGUACUGUUCAUCUUAUAGAAUCCAUCACUCUAAUUACAUCUUAAAUUUGAAUUCAAAAUUCUCACUUUGAGUGGAGUGUUAAACUUUCAUUUUUUUAAAGCAGUGCUGUAAAUUUCAAUAAAUGAACUUCUCUCACAACCACCAACCCCACCUCAUCCUUCCUCAUGCAUUGAAGAUUUUGCUUAGGUAUUACUCAGUACUAAUGAUUCCAGUAUUGUUUUAUUUGAACUACUGUCAUAGUAUUGUAAAUAAAACUUUAGGUAUUCUCUUACACCCUCUAACACCACUGCUUCAUGCCACACACAGUUGUUUGUCAAUCAUUUGUGUUUAUAUAUUUAAGACAUUUUUAAAGUAAACAUGCCUUUGCUUGUAUGUUCUUUAAUACUACAGGUGUAAAAUGAUAGCAGUGAUCAGUGUCAUCGCAGAAUUUUGUGGAUUACAAAUAUGCAUGUGUACUCAUUAAAGAAAAUAAGAGACUGACAGUCUGCCAGGUACCCUACCAGCUGCCUCUCAAACUUGGUUUGUUUAUCUGUGUUAAUACUGUAUGUACAGUCAGCAAAAUAUUAUUCUGCACCUUUACGGGUUCCUACAGUAUGUCACACCAGACCAAGAAUUCUGAAAACACUCAUGAGUUACAGCGGAUGUUGGUAGCCCUGGCUUCUUGAGUUUCCAGUUACUCUGUAGAAUUUAGAUAGUAUUUACCAUAAGGUGUUUCAGUGUGUGCAUGCACAAUGUGUUACAAGAUGCAAAUAGAGCAGUUAACAUCAUACAAGGGGGGGGGGGUGUAUAAUUAUAUUUAUAAAAUAAUCAAAUUAAUAUCAAAAGCAACUGUCAUUACCUAUCGGUUUUGGCAACAUAAAGGUUUAUGAGUGAAUGCUUAUCAUUAUACAGUGGUCCCUCGGUUAAUGAACUCAAUUCGUUCCAGAGGGUCGUUCGUUAACCGAAAAUUUUGUUUACCAAAACCAUUGUUUCAAUGGGAUAUUGGGUAAUUGGUUUCAGCUCACAGAAAAGUACAGUAUAGUCUCGUUUUACGCGGUCAAUUAAACCCAUAGAGGUCCGCGUAUAACACGAAAUGAAAUAACAGAACAUAUGGGAUUAAUUGAAAUAGAUACUGGGCCGACCCCCAGACUACCCUUUUUCCGACACAAUA
Molecule: messenger RNA, 1990 nt
Organism: Homarus americanus (American lobster)
Lineage: Eukaryota; Metazoa; Arthropoda; Malacostraca; Decapoda; Nephropidae
Exons: 3
Coding region: 10-726 (238 amino acids)
Molecular function (GO): protein binding
Source: RefSeq, a predicted model, not a curated record